Messenger RNA from Solanum pennellii, 811 nucleotides. Its product is annotated as B3 domain-containing protein At2g33720-like. The record is from RefSeq and is a predicted model, not a curated record. Bases 14 to 811 code for a protein of 265 amino acids. Gene Ontology annotation, molecular function: DNA binding. The transcript has a single exon. NCBI's taxonomy places the organism in Eukaryota, Viridiplantae, Streptophyta, Magnoliopsida, Solanales, Solanaceae.
UUCUUUUAUUGCAAUGGAAAAUAAUGAUCGAUUUUUCGACGAUUUUCUAACGUUAUCUCUGUUUCCGCCAUUGUCAGAAGACAAUGUUAUUGAUGCUGAACCAAUUCGCUAUCAUCAAUCGUCUUCUAGUAGUACUACUCUUCCAUCAUCGGCGGCAGCGUCAAGUAGUACUACUUAUGAUUUCUCUUCCAUAGAUGGCGGCAAAGACGAUCCUAAUUCACCUUUUUUGACUCUCUUUACCGGAGUUUCUAAAAACUUUGCUGCUUCGAAACCAAUUGUAAACACUACUCCUCCGUCAUCAACUGAUCUCUGUCUUUCUCUAUCAUCUUCGACUGCCCAAUCUUCCAUUGAUAGUCAACAUUCAUCAAGUCGGGAGGUCAAUGCAUUGGGUAACUCUGCUCCUAAAAGAUCACUGGGGGAACAGAAAUUCAUCCCCCGCAAGAAGACCAAGCUGACAAGCGGAGAGGAAGGUCAUUGGAUAACAAAAAAGCUAACUAGAAGCGAUGUGAAUGGAGCUUCAAGGCUAUUACUAUCUCGACAAGACGUGAAUAAUUACAUAUUACCCUUUAUGAACGAGCAAGAACGGAGCAUGAUUUGCCAACAAUUGUGUGGAGUUGAUGUUACCGUAUUUGAUAUGGAUACACAGACAAGCCAUAUUUUGACUCUAAAAAAAUGGGCAACUAAUAGCUUUCACCUUGUCAAAGCAUGGACAAAGGAUUUUGUCAAAAGGAGGAAUCUCAAAGAAAAUGACGAGAUCUCGAUACGUUGGGAGAAAACCAAUUCAAGAUUUUGCUUUCGAGUUGUCAACUAG